UAUAUCGGCGUGCAUUUACUAACGCCUAAAUACCGUUCGUUUCAACUCUCUCUCUCUCUAAAAACUCCUUGAGGUUUCAGAGGCUGCUGAGGUCUUCAUCGUUUCGUCCUCCAUCUUAAUCGCCCUUCCUCUCCGUCAAACCUCUCUUCUCUCCUCUCCUCCCUCAAAUCAACCAAUCAAACGACAUGUCGUCCUCGGGCGGCAACUCCGGCAUCGCCCCCUCUCAGCUGUACUUUUGCCACCAGUGCGAUCGCACCGUUUCCCUCAACCCUUCCCCUACCUCCGAUCUCAAUUGCCCUAUUUGCAGUGACGGCUUCCUCGAAGAGAUGGAAACCUCUAACCCUAACCCUUCCCCCAAUCCCUUCUUCUCCUUCCCCUCCGACGCCCCUCCCUUCGCCUCCUCCAGCGGUUUUCCCUCCUUUCUCUUCAGCACCCCAGCAGGCCCCGCCGCCGGUGGUCCGGGAAAUCUUGGCGACGAACUCUCCGCCUUCCUCGGUGGUGGCGCGCCUUCCUCCCGCUCGUCCCCCUUUCAGGACCCCGACGCCUUCGACCCCUUUGUGUUCCUCCAGAACUAUUUGCAAACCCUAAGGGCCAAUGGUGCCAAUGUUCAGUUUGUGAUUGAUAACAGCGGCGGAGGAGGAGGAGGAGGAGUAGGGGAUCCUUCAGCCUUCCGUGUUCCCACCAAUCUUAAUUUUGGAGAUUACUUCUUCGGCCCAGGCCUCGAGCAACUCAUCCAGCAGCUUGCCGAGAAUGAUCCAAACCGCUACGGCACGCCACCGGCUUCAAAGUCUGCCAUCGAGGCCUUGCCAGUUGUGAAAAUCUCAAAGGAACUCUUGGAUUCUGAUUCUUCUCAGUGCGCAGUGUGUAAGGACUCGUUUGAGCUUGGGGAGGAGGCCAAGCAGAUGCCCUGCAAGCACUUAUACCAUUCUGAUUGUAUUCUUCCCUGGUUGGAAUUGCAUAACUCAUGCCCUGUUUGUCGCCACGAGUUGCCAACCGAUGAUUCAGAGUAUGAGCAGAGGAUUCGUGGCGGCGAUGCAGCCAAUGCAAAUACAACUCAAUCUUCUGCUGCUGCCAACAAUUCCAGUGGUGUUGGUGGGAGUAGGGGGCCAGCUGUUGACAUUCAGAGUCAGGCACCACGUACAGUUGAGCGGAGGUUCACCAUUUCCUUGCCUCGCAUUUUUAGGGUAUUUGGUGGUGCACCCGAGACUAGUAAUACUGGGAGUGCAAGUGGAAACAAUGAUGGGCCUAACUCAGGGAAUAGGGGAAGCCAUAACUCGGAAUCUGAGCCCAGACAAGAAGAUCUUGAUUGAGGACAAUUGGAGGCAUUGCAAUAGUUCGUGUGGUGAUAUUAGUGGGUUUUGGAUGUUGUGGAAUGAAAUGUUCCUGUUGUGAUUUGAUCAUCAUGGAAUCAAAACAGUAGGCCAAGCAUUGGAUGUUGUGACCUUGCGAUAGUCCUUGUGGUGAUACUAGUGGGUUUUGGAUGUCGUUGGAAUGAAAUGUUCAUAUGGUGAUUUGACCAUCUUGGAGUCAAACAUUUGGCCAGGCGUGGAGGUUAUAGCCAUGAUCCCAGUUCACACUACUGGUAAUGAAUACAUAGUGGAUUUAUUUUGCUUGCUAUGAUAAUGACCUAGGAGUGGUAUCAGCUUUUCUUUUAAAUAUGGAUGUGGGUAGUAUCAUUCUGUGGUUUCACUAGGUCUUGAGGAGGUAGAGAUGGUGAGAGAUUUGUUAUUGUGGAUGCAAUGUUUCUUAUUACACAGCAAAAGUUUCUUGAAAGUGUGGAAUAUAGUAACAAUCGACCCUUGUUGGGUUUGGCUCAGUGCUACGGAUGUGCAGUUGGAUAUCUAAACAAGUUUUUGUAUCAUGCUGUUUAUCUGCUUGCUUGCAAGUUGCAGCCUCUCUAGUUUCUGGUGUAUGCUUCAGUGAAAAGCUUUAAAGGAAAAUGCACCUGAGUUGAAUACUUUAGGGGUUGUGGGUUGUGAUUCCCCACUCAAAUAUACAUGGGGAAGAAUACUUGAAGUGGAACCUUUCCUCUUCAAUUUUCUCCCUACCCUUCCGAAGAGAAUAAUUGCUCUUUUUCCUUGGUUCUAGACAAAGUCUGAACUCUAGCAUUCUUUCAAAAGAAAAGAAAGAGCCAAAGAGGAUUUUUGUCAUUGCAAUACACAAUCAUUUACUCGUAUGCUAUCCUUGUGUACAAUAGUCUAGUUGCAGGAAAACGAAACGAAGAGGCGGGACUCCUCUUUGUUAGAGAUAAUUUUACGACUACGAUGCAUA
Molecule: messenger RNA, 2271 nt
Organism: Rosa chinensis
Lineage: Eukaryota; Viridiplantae; Streptophyta; Magnoliopsida; Rosales; Rosaceae
Product: E3 ubiquitin-protein ligase RING1
Exons: 2
Coding region: 186-1310 (374 amino acids)
Biological process (GO): protein ubiquitination
Cellular component (GO): cytoplasm
Molecular function (GO): ubiquitin protein ligase activity
Source: RefSeq, a predicted model, not a curated record